UCCGAUUGGCCGGCCACUCUCUUCCCGGCGCACCAAUCGGGUGUCGAGGUACCUCAGGAGCGUUCUCCUCGCUGAGGCGGCGGCGGCGACCUGUCAGGAACGAAGCGGGGCGUUAUGGCGGGUCGAGGCCGGCGCGGCGCGCCUUGGAGCCCGUGGAUUCCGCUCCUUUUGCUGCUCUCGUGGCGGGGCGGCGGGGCCCGCGCGGCGGCGCAUAUCAAGAAGGCCGAGGCCGCCGCUUCUUAUUCCUCGGAGGCCCCGCAUUACUUGGACGAGUCCGAGCUGGGCGAGACGCUGAGGCGGCUGUGUGAGGAGGAGGCUCCGCGGGGCCUGGCGCGGCGCUUCUCCAUCGGCCGCUCCAGCCAGGGGCGCGAGCUGUGGGUGCUGCGCCUCAGCGAAGGCCUCCCGGGGGGCGAAGGCGUGGACGGCGGCGGGCCUCCCCUGGCGGGCCGCCCACAGGUGAAGCUGGUGGCCAACAUGCACGGCGACGAGGCGCUGGGCCGGCAGCUGCUGGUGCGCCUGGCCCGGGAGCUGGUGGCCGGCUGGGCCCGCGGGGAGCCUCGCGCCCGCCGCCUCCUCAACACCACCGACCUCUUCCUCCUGCCCAGCCUCAACCCGGACGGCUUCGCCCGAUCCCGGGAAGGGGACUGCCAAGGGACCGGCGGGAGGGAGAACGGGCGCGGCCGAGACCUCAACCGCAGCUUCCCCGACCAGUUCGGCGCCGCGCAGCCUGACCUGGCCGCCGUGCCCGAGGUGCGCGCGCUGAUGGAGUGGAUGCGGCGCAAUCGGUUUGUGCUUUCUGGGAACUUUCAUGGGGGAACCGUUGUUGCAAGCUAUCCAUUUGAUGACUCAAAGUCACACAAGUCCUCGGGGAUAUACAGUAAAUCGGCUGACGACGAAGUUUUCAAAUACCUGGCAAAAGCCUACGCAUCAAACAAUCCCAUCAUGAAAACAGGCACCCCAAACUGUCCUGGCGAGGAGAAAGAAACCUUCAAAGAUGGCAUCACCAACGGAGCUCAGUGGUAUGAUGUAGCAGGUGGAAUGCAAGAUUAUAACUAUCUUUGGGCUAACUGCUUUGAGGUCACAUUUGAACUUUCCUGUUGCAAAUACCCACCAGCUUCUCAGCUUGAGCAAGAAUGGCUGAAUAACCGGGAAUCUUUGUUCACUUUCAUUGAAAAAGUACACAUUGGAAUUAAAGGAUUCGUGAGAGAUUCGGUCAGUGGUGCUGCCUUGGAAAAUGCAACCAUUGCUGUGGCUGGGAUUGCUCACAACAUUACGACCAGACAGUUUGGUGACUAUUACAGACUGUUGGUGCCUGGGACUUAUAAUAUCACAGCUUCUGUCCCAGGUUACCUGCCAGUCACCACGGAGAACGUUGAAGUGAAGGAAGAAAAUGCAACUGUCGUGGACUUUUCCUUGCACCCUGUAGUCACAGUGUUGACUUCCAGUCCCACCAAGGAAGCUCUGAUAACCACCAGCGACUCUCUUGGCAAUGCAGCAGCAACUACCACUGCUGUAAACAGGACAACCUCUGCUCUCCAGGUGAUCCAGCCGGAUGAUUUUCGCCACCACCACUUCCCUGAUAUGGGUAUCUUUCUGAGGAAAUUUGCCACUGAGUACCCAAACAUCACCCGACUCUACUCGGUGGGCAAGUCAGUGGAGCAAAGGGAAUUGUAUGCCAUGGAGAUAUCGGAUAACCCAGGCAUUCACGAAGCAGGCGAACCAGAAUUCAAGUACAUUGCCAAUAUGCACGGCAAUGAAGUGGUAGGAAGGGAGUUGCUCCUCAACCUCAUUGAGUACCUCUGCAAAAACUACGGAACCAAUCCUGAAGUGACUGACUUGAUCCAAAAGACUCGGAUCCAUAUCAUGCCAUCGAUGAACCCUGAUGGCUAUGAGAAAUCUGUAGAAGGGGACGUGUCGGGAGUUUCUGGAAGAAACAACAGCAACAACUACGAUUUGAAUCGGAACUUUCCAGAUCAAUUCGUCCAUAUCACCGAACCCCUGCAGCCAGAGACCAUAGCUGUGAUGAACUGGCUGAAGACCUACCCUUUUGUGCUCUCGGCAAAUUUGCAUGGAGGAUCUCUGGUGGUUAACUACCCCUAUGAUGACGAUCGGCUAGGAGUCGCCACAUACAGUAAAUCCCCCGAUGAUGCUGUUUUUCAACAGCUAGCUCUUGCCUAUGCCAAGGAGAAUGUGGAAAUGUUCCAGGGCCAUCCGUGCGACAACAUAUAUCCUGAUGAGUAUUUUCCUCGUGGCAUCACUAACGGAGCGGAUUGGUAUAAUGUCCCAGGAGGCAUGCAGGAUUGGAAUUACCUCAACUCCAAUUGCUUUGAGGUGACUAUUGAAUUGGGCUGUAUCAAAUACCCCAUGGCAGAAGAAUUGCCAAAAUACUGGGAGAAGAACCGCCGGUCUCUGCUGCAGUUUAUCAAGCAGGUCCACCAAGGUGUCAGUGGGUUUGUUUUGGAUGCCAUGGAUGGACGAGGCAUCUUGAACGCCACCAUCGGCAUUGCCAGCAUUGACCACCCUGUCUCCACCUAUAAAGCCGGGGAUUAUUGGCGCCUGCUGGCUCCAGGGACGUACAAGAUCACCGCAUCUGCCCGAGGGUAUAACUCGGAGGCAAAGAUGGUCAAAGUGGAAGAGGACCAUGCCGCACAAGUCAACUUUACUUUGAGUCGAAAAGGCCCCAAAGUUGAAGAAGGGUCAGCACCGCAUGUGAGCCUGGUGGACUCCAACGGGCCGCUCACCAAGGAGUUAGAAACCCUGAUCAAGGACCUCUCCGCAGAGAAUGGCUUGGAACAUCUCCUCUUGGCUUCUUCCGCCGACGUUCAGCCUUCGCGUUACCGUGCCUACAAUGAUCUGUCUAUGUUCCUCAGAGGCUUGAAUUUGAAUUAUCCAGAAAUCACAACUCUUGUUAGCUUGGGCCAAAGUCGGGAGUUUCGUCACAUAUGGUCCCUGGAAAUCUCUAACAAACCCAACCAGUCUGAGCCAGAAGAGCCGAAGAUCCGUUUUGUUGCUGGCAUCCAUGGUAACGCCCCGGUCGGUACCGAGCUCCUCCUGGCUCUGGCAGAGUUCCUCUGCAUGAACUACAAAAAGAACACGGCUAUCACAAAGUUGAUUGAAAAGACAAGGAUAGUGAUUGUACCAGCCCUAAAUCCAGAUGGGCGUGAGAUUGCCCAGGCGACUGAAGGCGACUGUACCUCCAAACUGGGACAGACCAAUGCCAACGGCAAAGAUCUGGACACAGAUUUCGCAAGCAAUUCCUCCGUAGCAAGAGAACCCGAAACAAAAGCCAUCAUGGAGAACCUGAUACAGAAGCAGGACUUCAGCCUCUCCGUUGCCUUAGACGGAGGGUCCCUCCUCGUUACUUACCCUUAUGACAAACCAGUGCAGACAGUGGAAAAUAAGGAAACUCUGAAACAUUUGGCUUCCAUCUAUGCAAACAACCAUCCUACGAUGCACCUAGGACAGCCGAACUGUCCAAACAAAUCAGAUGAGAACAUCCCGGGAGGUGUGUUGCUCGGAGCACAGUGGCACAGCCAUCUAGGCAGCAUGAAGGAUUUCAGUGUCACAUACGGGCAAUGCCCAGAGAUCACAGUGUACACCGGUUGCUGUUACUUUCCAAGUGCAGGCCAACUCCAUACUCUGUGGACAGAGAAUAAGAAAUCUCUUCUCAGUAUGCUGGUGGAGGUUCACAAAGGCGUAUAUGGCUUUGUCAGAGACAAGCACGGCCGGCCAGUGUCCAAAGCCCAAAUUGUGUUCAACGAAGGGAUAAAAGUGUGCACCAAAGAAAGCGGCUAUUUCCAUGUGCUUCUGGCUCCAGGCUAUCACAAGAUCCAUGCUAUAGCGGAAGGCUAUCAGCAGCAGCAUGUCCAGGUCCUGGUUCGCCACGACAUGGCCAGCUUCCUGCACAUACAGUUUGACAUCGACAACAAGAUCUUUGGCCUUCCAAGAGAGUUGGUGGUUACAGUAGCCGGUGCAACCAUGUCGGCCGUGAUCCUUACAGCCUGCAUCAUCUGGUGUGUGUGCUCCAUCAAGUCCAACCGGCACAAAGAUGGCUUCCACCGGCUACGGCAGAACCACGACGAUUACGAGGACGAGAUCCGCAUGAUGUCCACCGGCUCCAAGAAGUCACUCCUGAGCCACGAGUUCCAGGAUGAAACGGACACCGAGGAGGAAACAGUUUACACCAGCAAACACUGAUCUUUCCCGUGGCGGGGGUGGUUUUUCUCCUGCCAAGACACGUUUCGCUAACCUGAGCCUCGUUCCCAGCCAGCGGACGCAGAACGCGCGACCUUCCAAACCUCAGUUCUUGGUUCCAGGCCAAUUUCUGCUUUAUGCACAAGGAGAUCGGACUGGACCUGAGCUUCUAUUUGGAAUCGGAAGUGGAGCUUUUUCAGGCAACUUAGGGUAAAAUGGAGACUCCGAUCAUGGAAGCUGCCAGAGAAAAGCAGUUGGCUUGUCCAGUACUUUGAAAAACGUCCUUUUAAAACCUUCAGAAUGCUAUUUGAGGGGGUGGGGAAAUACACAAUGGCCACCAAGGUUUGGUCUCAGCUGCUUAUCCACUGCAGCCUAUGGACAGUUGGAACUUACUUUCUUUCCUGCCUGCCUGGAGCAGUUUUCAGAGUUGGUUACGUAGGCGUUAAAAAAAACAAACUCAACAAAUUUAAUCCUCUUAAUUAUGGAGAGUAAAAUUCCUUCAGGUCGGGCCUUCGAGGCAGAUGCCAUUUUGAAAAUAUAUGUUGAGACACGGGAAGAUCUUCCUCUCCCGUUGAGGUUGCAUCUGUUGUUGUUUUUAAAACACAACUCUUAUUUGAAUUUACCUUGCACAGACCCUGCGACGGCAUUUCUGCUGGUUUUCUUUGGGUAUCUAGAAUAGCAGGAGGCGCAUAACUCCUGGUAAUCUUAGUACUAAUUGGAGAUUGAAAUUUCAGCUUGGUGCCAAAUGUAUUGUAAUUUAUUUCUGGAGUCUGCGGAAGCAUCCAGGGAACUGGUUUGUUCGACUAGAAACUGCCAGUCUAGAAAAAUAACUUUCCAUAAGAAGAACAUUUUGUGUUCUUGGAAAGCACCCGGCUGCUUUUUCAGGGAAAAUGCCUUGUUCUUUCCUUUUCAACAUGAAGUCUUCUGCCAAGACUGAAUUUUGUGUGGAAUUAUGCUGUUCUCAGAUUCUUCUUCUUCUUCUUCUUUUUUUUUUAACUGUUGUGGGUUUGUUCAGGAAAGAAGGCAGCACAGUGGUUACUAGCUCUUCACAUUAUAUGGCUGUAUAAGUUUAGCCUUUUAUUCUUGUAGCACUUUGGUGUGAAAUGUUAAAAGAGGGACUUAAAUGUUUGAGUCAAGAGGGAAGCUGUUGUACAGCUGAUUUAAGUACUAGUCUUGGACUAGAAGACCAUCUUUAAUGAGAUCAUUCUCCUGUUUAUGCCUCGGAGGAAUUAAAUUCCACCAUUCCUUGAUUAAGGUAAGACAUGUUAGAUUAGAAUAUAGUUGAAAACAUUGUCUGCAUUACCUCCAAAGAGCUGGAUCUAUUCUACAGAAUCCAUUUUGGUUCUCGUUACUAUCCCAAAGGUUAACCUCAAGACUCCUCAAAAUUCUUUCUGGUCUCACAAAACGUGCCAGAAAUGGGGACGAUGACUUAUUUUGAUGGCUUAUCCAGAGGCUUGGUUGUACUAACAAGGAUUUCUCAAAAUAGUUUUAAUUCCCUUUUGAAAUGUCAAACCCACUUUAAAACUGGGGCAUUAUAAUAAAUGUUGGAUUCUGGUCAUCGUUCCCAGGAAAUUCAUCGACAGAUAAAUAAUACAUUUUAGCUAUCAAGACGCUAAAUGUUUAGGCUACGCGGUUGACCGUACUAGGAUGUAGAACAAAUUGUAGGACUUAACCUUUAAAAUCAAGUUAAAUGUGCUAAUUUUAUUCUUCUUUAGCCGCUCAUUCUGGAUUCAGUCCCUUUAAUUAGCCCCUUCCCAAUGGCUAGAAAGUAUACAGUACUAAAAACCAAGUGCCUCAGUCUUUUAGCGUUAUUGUCUUAGAAUAUCCAUGCCAGUAGAUUGUCCUAAGGUUCAAGCGAUGUUUUCCCGGUUAUGAUUCUGCUUUAAUUCAACUUUGCUGCUUCUGGUCCAAUUUACCCACAAGAGCUUUCUUUGAAAUGAAGUUGGAGGGUAACUUGACUCCAAACCCCUGGCUGCUAUUUGGGGGAUUUGUGGGACAGGUUUCUUUUAUCUAUAUUGGGAUGUACGUUACCCUCUUCAUAGCCCAGUCCAAAAUUUAACAAAGAAAAGCAGUUUAUCAUCUCUGGAUUAAAUUUGCCAGCAAUAACUGUAUAAUAACAAGUUCAAAUCUAGAUAGAAGUGGAAGCCAGGUGGCUGCAUCUUUCUGGUAGUAAUUAUGCAUAUAUAUAUAUAUAUAUUUUCUAAUUAAAAGAAGGUGGCUGCCCCUUUUUUGUAUAACACCGAGAGGCAACGUUUGCCUCCGUGGUGGAGGAGAAUAAGUUUCAGCUACCUGCGUGUGUUUGCCACUUUGAUUUUUUUUGUGGGGGGGGGGAAGGGAGGGGGUCCGUGUCCUGUGCCUUCAGAAGUAGAUGUUGAAAGGAAGGGCUUGACUUAGGAAUGAUUAGCGUCACUUGACAACUUGAAGGUCUGUACGUCAAACAAGAACUCUUCUUUCUGCAAGUGUAUUUGAUUUAAAAAAUGUAUGCUAAGCUCUAAUCUGUAUAAAGCUCUACUGUGGUUUCUUC
Thamnophis elegans (Western terrestrial garter snake) is the source of this 6718-nucleotide messenger RNA. It is a transcript of the gene CPD, whose product is annotated as carboxypeptidase D. Gene Ontology annotation, molecular function: zinc ion binding; metallocarboxypeptidase activity. Bases 115 to 4197 code for a protein of 1360 amino acids. NCBI's taxonomy places the organism in Eukaryota, Metazoa, Chordata, Lepidosauria, Squamata, Natricidae. The record is from RefSeq and is a predicted model, not a curated record. The transcript is spliced from 21 exons. Gene Ontology annotation, biological process: proteolysis.